AUUGCGUUGUUUGCUUUUGCGCGCGCCCCUCGCCGCCGCAAGUUUUGGGCUCGAGCCGCAGGGCUCGGGAAAGCAGGAGAACCAGGGUCCCAUCCCCUGGUUCUUACACCCACCCACCCGCCUGGGGUGCAGACCUGGGGCUGGGCUGGGACAUGUGCGCCGCUGAAACCCCAUGUCGGUGCUGGGUUGGUCGUGUUGUGUGUGCGUGGCUCGUCGCUGCCGCGGCCGCAGAAGCCCGCGGCCGCCGCCCCUCCGCGGCCGCUGCGCCCCCCGCGGCGCAGGCUCUGCCUGGGCAGCCGGUCAGCGUGGGCAGCGGCAGCGUGCCCGCCGCGGAGGCCCAGGAGCUGAACGGGGCGGCGCAGGGCGUCAGGGGCGCCGCUUGCGGGGGCAAACCAGUUGACCCCGCCACUGGGGAGCCUUGCGAGCCCGCCGCCGCUGCGGACGACGUGUGGAGCUCCAACGAGGGCGGCGACACACCAAAGGCUGUCGGGGCGGCCGACGUGUUCGGGGACGUGCACCCGGCGGUCGACCGCCAGUUGACCCAGUCGGCCGGGGAGAUCAGCGCGCUCCGGGAGCAGCAGGCGGACCAAGGGGAGGGCUCCCUGCUCCAGAGGAG
This is a messenger RNA of Prorocentrum cordatum, 616 nucleotides long. The record is from the annotation of a GenBank genome assembly. NCBI's taxonomy places the organism in Eukaryota, Dinophyceae, Prorocentrales, Prorocentraceae.